Leptopilina heterotoma is the source of this 867-nucleotide messenger RNA. RefSeq lists its product as uncharacterized. The transcript is spliced from 2 exons. Bases 335 to 757 code for a protein of 140 amino acids. NCBI's taxonomy places the organism in Eukaryota, Metazoa, Arthropoda, Insecta, Hymenoptera, Figitidae. The record is from RefSeq and is a predicted model, not a curated record.
UUUUCUUGAUUCACUGCAUUUGUCUCUGUUAACGUUCAAGUGUUGUCUUCAACAUUGGGGACAAUAUACGUCCCUGUUUUCGGCGCAUAUGACGCAUGGAAUCCGGGAUAUCAUUUACAUCUGAACGUUAGUACAACAGGUGUACUAUAGGCAGCGAAACCGGUGGACCGAAAUUUUUUCCGUGUACGCCUUGCCCUGUGUGCUCUGCUCCCUUCCAUUUGCGUUGUACAGUCAAGUAUCCCAACGCCUCAAACGGCGGAUUCAAGAAGUGUUGUAGCACACAAUCACCAUGUCCCUCACCUACUGAUGACAUCUCAAGUUUAUACGCUCCGUCAUGAGAGGGGAACUACAAGAUUUUAUGGCACACAUAAAUGGCAAUAUACAAGGCUUUUCUACGAAAAUCACUAACAUGGACUUAAACUUAAACACAAUCAACGAAAGAGUUGAAAGAUGCAUCAGCAGCACUGCAGAAACAGCUGAUCGCGUUACAUCACUAGAACUAAAAUUUCAAGAAUUAUCAACUGUCAACAAUGUUGCUAAUUUUCCAAUCGACUCCUGCCUUAGUGAAGUGGAAGACCGUUUAUUAAGACAUUCGCGAUUUAUUCCUGAAAUUGAGAAAACAAUCGCAACUACCUCCAACUAUAGUCCAAAUCUCACUUGCUCCCGACCGCACAAAACAACAACAAAGCAACUAUCAACGAAUAAAAAAGGAAUUCCAAACCCGUCUUCAGAAUGGCGAAACAAACAUAUAUCAUAGUCAACAAGUGACUCAUCAAAAACAUACAUCAAUAAAAAUUUAUUAUCAAAAUGUCCGUGGUUUAAAUUCUAAACAACUAUUAGUUAAUUGUUACCAAGACAUUUUAUUGU